AUGCGUCUAGCCAACCUUUCCGUCGCUAUACCUCUAAUCGCAAGCCUGGUAUGGGCGCAAGACAUUGGGGGCAGCGGGCCGAAACCACCAAAAGUGGAUAAUCCAAGCAAGCUUGGUCCGUGGAAGCCUCCUGCAUCGAGCCAAGGAUCACCUCCAGCUUCCUACACUGGCAUGGGCCGCACCUUGCGGGUGAACAGCGCUACCGAGUGAGUGACGGCGGCUACAAGCUGCACGCGAAAGAACAAAGCUGAGCGCUUUUAUGGGGAAAAUCCUCGUUGCAGCUUCUGCUUGCUCAUGCCACCCGAUCCCACGACCCAAAACCUCGUGGACGCGGAAGCGAACGCUGUAGCCUACUGCACGCAACCAUCCAACGAUACGAGACCCAUGCCGGACGGCUUCAUCACUUCUGCUCAUUUCAGGAAAGCGGCGGGAUACGUAGCUGUUAUGGGAUCCUUUAAUGCUGCGGUCAUGAACCUUGGCACCAAUCCCGCGGAUUGCGGUGGCGAGUACGACAAUCACGGAGCGCAAGGAGUAGGAAAUCCUGUUGGCGUUGGCCUGCCGGACGGUGAGUGUUGUGAAGCCCUUUGAAACUUCUCGAACUGUCAACUCUGAAACGCAACGACCCACGCGUGGUCCCGAACCAGGCGCUCACGAUUUCCAACAGUUCAUGGGCUCGUGCGAUAUCCCCGGCAAAAGCACAUUUGUCAUCCGAGUCUGCUCCGGGCCUCGUAGCUACGAUCUCUGCGACAACAAGUACGACUUGAUGGGCGCUCUCUACACCAAUCCUGGUCCUUAUGAGCAGGAUGGGUUCGACAACUGCGACGUGACGGAUGAUAGGGCAUUGUACGACCUUGGCAAUGGGUCUACUUUUAGACAAGGUGAUCAGGUCACUCCUUUAGCCGAUGCCUACCCUAAACCUCCGCCUAGCAGUAAUUGCUCGCCCACCGCCAGCCCUGCACCGUCAGGUGCAACUUACACCUGGAAUCAGGCAGCGGCGAAGCAGACACCCACUGCGAAUGCAAACGGUGGCAGCGGCAGCUCUGGAAGUACUACGGGAAGCGACAACGGUAGCGGCGGCAGCACAACCGGAAGCGGUACUGGAAGCGGGACUGGCAAUGGCAGCUCAUCAGGCGCAGACAGUGCUACAUCUCGUUCAUACGGAAGAACGCCGAUCUAUGCUGGAGGAAGUUUGGCGCUGCUCUCGAUUCUUGUGCAGUGCCUUUGA
Messenger RNA from Ceraceosorus bombacis, 1225 nucleotides. NCBI's taxonomy places the organism in Eukaryota, Fungi, Basidiomycota, Exobasidiomycetes, Ceraceosorales, Ceraceosoraceae. The record is from the annotation of a GenBank genome assembly.